This is a messenger RNA of Lactuca sativa (garden lettuce), 960 nucleotides long. RefSeq lists its product as uncharacterized. Lineage: Eukaryota; Viridiplantae; Streptophyta; Magnoliopsida; Asterales; Asteraceae. The record is from RefSeq and is a predicted model, not a curated record.
AUGAAGGGAUUAAGAGAGCGCCGGGGUUUUGCAAUUUACCGAGAAGAGGGGAAAAAGAUGGUUCAGUUUUGGCACUUGACAGAAACUAUGAGAGUAUUUGCUCUCUGUUUUUCGUAUUUUUCAUCUUCAAUGGUUGAACCAGGAUUCAAUUCAGCUAUUGAUCAUUCAAGUCCCUAUGAAUUCAUAGGUUCAACUGAUCAUCCGAAUUUUUUGCUUAUUAACACUCCAUUUGAUGGAAAUGGAUUCAAUUCAUGGAAGCGAUCUGUAAUCAUCUCUCUAUCAGCGAAGAACAAGUUGGGUUGGCUUCUUAAUUCGUUGUCGAAGAACAUCACUGAAAGUGUUUUGUUCUUACAAAUUGCCUCUGAAAUUUGGAAUGAGCUAAAUCAACGAUAUGAGCAGUCCAAUGGAGCUCUUCUUUAUCAAAUUCAACAACAAAUCUUCUCUAUAUCUCAAGGAUCUGAAAAAAUUUCAUCGUAUUUUACUAAAUUGACAAAAGUCUGGGAUGAACUGCGACUUGUUCAAAAUUUUCCUCCAUGCUCAUGUGAAUCUGCUGUUGCUAUUCAUAAAUUCCUUGAAGAACAAUGCCUAAUUCAACUUUUGAUGGGUUUAAAUGAUAGCUACAAGAUUCAUCGUGGACAGAUUUUAAUGAUGAAACCUCUCCCUAAUGUUUCAACUGCAUAUUCUUUAAUCAUUCAAAAAGAACAGCAAAGAGGUAUCACCAAUAAUUCUCAGAUUCAUCUUGAAUCCAUAGUUAUGCAUGUUUCAUUAGAUGUUCAACAUAACAAGAAACAACUAGUUUGUAAUCACUGUAAGAAGAAUGGUCAUACGAAGUCUCAGUGUUACAGAUUAAUUGGAUUUCCUUCUAAUUUGAAGUUCACAAAGGCAAAGAAGGAAGAAUCUAAAUCCAUGGCUCAAAAUGUUACUGUCAAGCCUGAUAUUGGAAUCAUUGAAGAUCAAUAA